This is a messenger RNA of Lottia gigantea (owl limpet), 1110 nucleotides long. RefSeq lists its product as hypothetical. The record is from RefSeq and is a predicted model, not a curated record. Gene Ontology annotation, cellular component: membrane. Gene Ontology annotation, biological process: G protein-coupled receptor signaling pathway. The coding region runs from base 1 to 1110 and encodes 369 amino acids. Gene Ontology annotation, molecular function: G protein-coupled peptide receptor activity. Lineage: Eukaryota; Metazoa; Mollusca; Gastropoda; Lottiidae. The transcript has a single exon.
AUGGCCAAGCUGGACAGUUUCUCUGUGAAGUAUUCAGUAUUCCACGGUUAUAUAAGUGCUGUUAUCUGUGCUUUUGGAAUCAUGGCGAACAUUGCCAAUAUUAUCGUUUUAACGCGUAAGAAUAUGAUAUCUCCAACAAAUUUAAUAUUAUUAUGGCUCGCCGUGGCAGACUUGUUCACCAUGUUGUCUUAUUUCCCCUUUUCUCUGUGUUUUUACGUAUUCCGAGACGAUCAACUACGAAUGUUUCAUACACGAUCGGCGGGAGUGAUCUAUUUCUUGAUGUUCCAUGCCAGUUUUAGCAUCGUGUGUCACACUGUUGCCAUCUGGUUGACCAUUGCCUUAGCUAUAUUCCGUUAUAUCUAUAUCUGCCGCCCGACAAAAGGUGCGAUUUAUUGUAACAAACGGCGCGCCAAGUUGACGAUCCUAGCUGUCUAUAUCUUGACCAUGAUCUUAUGUGUACCUAAUUACGCCACUAAUCGAAUUGAAUAUAAGAUCAGGACAACUAAUUCGUCUGAAAUUAUAAACAGCACCGUGAGAUAUAAUUAUAUUAAUGAAACUAUUUAUAAUCCGACAGUCGUGACUGGUGAGGCCGCAGACAUUAUCAAACAGACCAACAGUCUGAUACAGGCUGUGUUGUUUAAAUUAUUACCUUGUGCUAUGCUGACCACAUUAACAAUCCUUCUAAUCCACGCCAUGCAUAAAGCGUACCGUAAACGCAUGCGUUUGAAAUCGCAAGGUCGCAAAGCCGAAUCGGACAAGCAUGGAGAACAUAAUAGGACGACCGGUAUGUUGUUGGCGGUGGUUGUGCUCUUUACGUUAACCGAAUUGCCUCAGGGUAUCCUAACCUUAAUGAAUAUAUUUAUUCAAUGUUUCCAAUGGUAUGUUUACGAUAAACUCGGUGAUCUGAUAGACACCAUGGCGCUGAUGAAUAAUUCUAUCAAUUUUGUGUUGUAUUGUUCCAUGAGUAAACAGUUCCGAGACACCUUCACCGAAAUAUUCUGUAAAUGCUUUAUGAAACAUCAAUCGGGGUUUUUCAAAAUGAAGCCAGUCAAAAGUGAGUUAAAUGGACACGUUCACCGCGAUUCAAACUGUAACAAUAGUCACGUUUAA